ACCUUGAAUUUUGAAGGCAGAGAGGGAUUGAACAAAUUCUAAUAAUGGACUAAAAGAAUAGAUGCGGUUAACUUCACCAGUAGCUGGGCAACAACAAUUAAUUGUAAUAAUAUAACAGAAUGAAAAUAAAAGAGGAAGAUACCGUAUCAUGAGUUGGAUAGUCUAAACAAUUUUGCCGGUGGCAGUCACUGGAAAUUACAGAACGUGGAGGAGUAUACGGCUGUUGUCCCAAAGUUCUCCCAAAUGAGGAAGAUGAUGUACCUUAGGCUCACGCGCAGGGCCGCCUUUAUCGGCGAAGAAGAAGCGAAAGAAGAAGCUCUCAAAAUGUCUCUCGGACACGAAGACGACCUCUCGCAACAACCUGAAGCCCAGAACCCGGCGCAGGAACAACCGAUAGAUUACAAUGCAACUCAGCAACAACCGGCGACAGCUCCCGUCACCGACACCGUCGACGUUCUGGUACCGGCUCCAACCAACAGGCACAGGAAACGGAUCAAGUCGAUUUCCAAGAAUCCGCCUCCACAGAUGGACGCGACGCGACAAGAAGGCGGGGCAGUGUCUCCGAAUCGCGCUCGACGUCACAGGAAAAAGAAACAUCGCCAACCAGGCGAGACGCCGUCGCCUCCGCAGUCGGGAGGAGAAAACGUGGGCCAGGCGGCGCGAGAGCUGCGACGAUCCAGCGAGAAGGUAGCGACGCCAGGGGACCACGAUGAUGCACCGGUGGAAACCGGCGCUACGGUUUCCGUCGCCGGAUUCGAGUCGGACGCCAAAUCAAUGGCGCAGAACCAAGUAAAGGAAGGCGAAGUGCGCCGCUCGCUGUCCGCGCAAGGUGGCGACCAGCAGGAGAAGGAGGCUGCCGCUGAAAACCAGGCCGCGCCUGGCGAGGACAGCAUAGUCGCUAUCUUCGGCGGCAACGGCGCCUACCAGCGGUUGUCGCUGGGGUUCGCCAUUAUGGCCUACUUCGCCGUGGCCGUCCACAUCUUCCUCGACACCGUCAUCGUGCACGACGUGCGCUUCGCGUGCAGACCGCCAAGCUGGGCGAAUGAAUCGCUUCCUCCGGAAGACAGCUGGACCACCACGCAGGGCUGGACGAAGCACGACAACGGCAGCGCCUGUCGUCAGCAGCGACAGCCGGAAAGUGGUGACGUCACUGCUCCCUGCACUGCGUGGCUCUACGCGAACUCCGGCCACCACAACAACAUUGUGCAAGAGUGGGACCUGGUGUGUUCGCGGCAGUGGCUGCGGCCUUUCACGCGAUUCGGCUUCAUCGCCGGCGGCCUGAUAGCCUGGGUGCUGCCUUUCCUGAUCGACAGGGCCGGCCGGCGUCCGAUUAUUCUUCUGGGAAUGGUGAUGGCUUCGGCGAGCUCGCUGGCCAUCUACUUCGUUAAGUCGGUGCAGCUGUUCAUGCUAUUGCGCUGUGUCCUGGGGAUGUGCCUGGUCAUCCUCUACAUCACCAGCUUCGUUCUCAUGUUCGAGAUCGUGUCGAGCGAGUACGUGGCGCUGUUCGCCCUGAUCUCACAGCUUGGAUUUUCCUGCGGGCAGCUGUUCGUGGGCAUGCUUGACAAGCCCCAGCUCACGUGGCGCUCCGUGCAGCUGAGCUGCUGCCUGCCCGUCUGCGCAUGCGUAAUCGCCAUCCUCGCCGUGAGCGAAUCUCCGCGGUGGCUGGUGGCACGUGGCAACUUGGACCAAGCCGAGGCGGUUAUGAUGCACGCCGCGCGGCUGAACGGCGUCCGCAAGCGGAAGGCCCAGUUCCUCUGGCGGAAGGCGUUCAACGAACUCGAGAAGUCGCAAGAGCGCUGGUCCAUGGUCCUUCGCACGCCUUUUCGCGGCUUGCUGAUGUCCUCGACGAACUUGCGCUUUGUCGUGGUCAUGCUCGUCACCAGGUGCGCCACCAUGAACGUGUCCCACCAUUGAGUUCCUGUGGCAUGCAGGACACAAUUUGAGGAAAAGGAUGUCUUUGUCCCCAAUGAAGAUUUUUGUUCUUGCUUUA
Molecule: messenger RNA, 1990 nt
Organism: Dermacentor andersoni
Lineage: Eukaryota; Metazoa; Arthropoda; Arachnida; Ixodida; Ixodidae
Product: solute carrier family 22 member 7-like
Biological process (GO): transmembrane transport
Cellular component (GO): membrane
Molecular function (GO): transmembrane transporter activity
Source: RefSeq, a predicted model, not a curated record